AGUGUAGCAGGAGUACCUCAAGGUGAGUGUGGGGAUUUGAUGAGUCAAUGUAUAUAAAGAGCUUAGAACAGUGCCAGGUACAGAGAAAGCAGAAAAUCUCUUCCCUAUUAGGAACAUGUUAUUGUUUCUUUGCUGUUACUACUAUUAUUGCCUAACUGAGCCCUCCCCCCCCCCCCGCCCCCAUUUCAUCUCUUUCCCUUUGUUGCCUCAGUAGAGGGCGAGGCAGGGACCCAGCAGGGCAUUGUGGGGAAUGAUGGUCUUGAGGCUCGCCUCCCUUGGGCCUGGAGGAGGCCUCAGAGCUGACUCACCCCCAGGGGGAGGAGAGUUGUUCUCUGAGUCACUUCCCGUCCCCUCACAGCCCUCCACCCCAAUCCGGGUGCAGCCCCCACUGGCACAGACAUGGAACUGGGCCCUCUUUGGCUUCCCCAGGGCUCCGGCCCGAGGCUGGUGGGCUCUGCCUUCUCUGGGCCUCAGGAGCCCCAUGCAAACUGGCCCAAUCAAGUGUGCCACCUGAAGUGACAUAAUAGGGCUUCCUUUGGCAGAGGAGACAGUCUUGGCCCUCCCAAGGAUUCCUUCUUGAGUAUUGCAGUCUUCUCAUUUGUAAAAUGGGGAUUAAAGAGUUCCUCCCUGUGCCCUCCCUGUGGUGGUGGUUGGGGGAGUGGGUGGAUGUCCAGAGACUUACAGAAGUACAGUGCCUGGAACUGCAAAAUUCUGGUUAUUCUUAUUCCUCUCGCCGUUGUUACUAAUGUUCACAGCUUGCAGAGUUUCUGUCUGCCCUCUCAGACGGUAAGAACUCCCACUGACCUGGCCUGGAGGGUGAGACUCCUCUCACUUGGCACAAUGGAGAACCAGAGGGGUCCAAGCAACCUGCUCAGGGACACACAGGUAGAAAGGGGUGGCACGAAGGCUUGGUCUAGAGGGAAAGUGCCCGGGUCAGACUCCUCAGGGUGACUUUGGGCCAACUGGCUCAGCCUGUCCCAGCCUCAGUAUUCCAUUAGUCAAAUGCAGAUAAUAAUAGAGUUCACCUCACAGGGGUUGUUGAGAAGAUUAAAAUGGGUUAAUUAAUACCAGGAACAACACUUUCUCGUGCCUGGCACAGUCAACAUUAUCGCGGGCACUGAGGCUGUGGGGGAGGGGGCCCCAGUUUUGCCCAUCUCCAAGAUGGGUGCCCUUGCCGGUGCCAGAGGUGCGGCUGCGGCCAGUGUGGCUGUUGUGGGGCGCGGCCCCGGCUCGCGGGAGAGCUUCCUGGGGGUAGAACUGGGUCUCUGCGACGAGCUGAGCCCUUUGCCCGGGCGCCCGGGCUCAGGUUCCCGCCCCUGCCUGGCUUUCUUUCUUCCCCUCCGGGUGAUACCUGGGCCGGCGGGUUCACCUGCUGGGGACCGGCCGCCGGAAGUUGCGCAAACGCGUGUUACCUGAGCGCCAGGUGGGCCGGGCCGGGCCGGAGGAGCGCUCCGUAGCCGCGCGCGCGCAGCCAGCAGUUGCCAGCAUCCAGCUACCUACUUUCUGGAUCUGUCUCCGCAUUUCUCCGGUCUCCUCAAACCAAAGCCCUUGGGGUAUGUAACAGCCAUGCCUGUGGACACACUGACUCCGGGAUCCCGGGACACAUCUGCCCUACCUUUCCGCCUGCGUACCAAAGUGCCUGGCUACCUGCUCCGGAGGCCAGCAGAUGGUGGAGCCCGGAAACCUAGUGCUGUGGAGCGCCUGGAGGCUGACAAGGCCAAGUACGUCAAGAGCCUGCACGUGGCCAACACCCGUCAGGAACCUGUGCAGCCCCUGCUGUCCAAGCAGCCCCUCUUCAGCCCUGGGACUCGCCGCAGCACAGUGCUCACACCUAGCCGCCGAGUACUGCCUGGCCCUGGCCGUCGGCCCCAGCUGGACCUGGACAUCCUUAGCAGCCUCAUCGACUUGUGUGAUAGCCCUGCGUCCCCUGCCGAGGCCAGCCGUACUCCUGGACGGACAGAAGGAGCCCAUCAGGAGCCCCCAGCCAACCCUCCACGCCCGCCACCCAGUACGGCUGCUGUCCGCCGAGUGGAUGUCCGUCCUCUCCCCGCCUCCCCUGCCCGGCCCUGCCCUUCGCCAGGCGCUGCCCCCUCCUCCAGCCCAGCCCGGCCCCCAGGUUUGCAGCGCUCCAAGUCCGAUUUGAGUGAGCGCUUCUCCAGAGCAGCGGCUGACCUGGAGCGAUUCUUUAACUUCUGCGGCCUGGACCCGGAGGAGGCACGGGGAUUGGGCGUGGCUCACCUGGCGAGGACCAGCUCAGACAUCGUCUCCCUGGCCGGGCCCAGUGCCGGGCCUGGCAGCUCAGAGGGGGACUGCUCCCGCCGUAGCUCUGCCACUGUUGAGGAGCGGUCCCGGGAGCGCGUCCCCUAUGGCGUGUCGGUGGUAGAGCGCAACGCGCGAGUGAUCAAGUGGCUGUACGGGUUGCGGCAGGCACGCGGUGCCCCCGCCGCAGAGGGCUAGGCCUCCACUGGACUCCGCAAUUGCACAGGACACAUCCAGGAGAGGCAGCUGGGCUCUCGACCUCUUCUGCAUCCAUUCCCUGUCUUGGGACAGACCAGAGGCUGGGCCGUAUCUGUCUGUCAAGGACUGACCCUGGAGAGGGUUGCCUGUUGACCUUGGGCUACCCCCUACCCCUCACUUGUAGGGGUUUUGACACAAGUCCUGCCUGGUUCUUCUUCUGAGUUUGGAUUUGGGGCACUUAGCCUUCUCCACUGAGAGUGAGGGGCACUGUCCACCGAGCGGUUCUGUUUCCUUCUUCCUUGGCCUCCAACCUUUGCUGACUUCUCUUCCUUUCCCAGCGGGCCCUGGUUCCCUGGGAACUCGCUCAGGGUGGGGGCAGGGCCUUGGCUGCCUGGCCUAGGUGGGUAGACUACAGGAGGGACUGGUAGGAGUCUGUACUGUUCUGACUUCCUCCCUUUGGUUAAUAAACACAAAUGCUUGUUUUUCAA
Molecule: messenger RNA, 2945 nt
Organism: Mustela erminea (ermine)
Lineage: Eukaryota; Metazoa; Chordata; Mammalia; Carnivora; Mustelidae
Gene: FAM110A
Product: family with sequence similarity 110 member A
Exons: 2
Coding region: 1567-2457 (296 amino acids)
Source: RefSeq, a predicted model, not a curated record